AUGAGAGCAACUCUCUUGCGAUCGAGUCCGUCGCCUCGAGUAACAGAAUAUUUACUCCGAAAAGGACGCAUCCAUCCUCGCAGCAUGGCCGUGGUCGAAGUCGAGCAACCGAAAGAAGAACCAGAAAUUCUAGCACCUCCGCCGAAAGUAGUCAUCACUCCUUGCGAUCCAUGGCCACGACCGUAUAUCCUCGACGGAAACCUGAGAAGAGUCGCGCCGUAUCAUUACACAUAUAACACAUAUUGCAAACAACGAUGGAGGGGUAGAGAGAUUCUGGAGAUCUUCUCCGAUGAGUUCAGAGACCGACCAGUGGAGUACUACGUAUGUACCAAUCUCAAGAGAAGGCGUUGUGUGAGUGAACAGAAGCCUGACUGACACUUUCAGAAAGAAUCGAUAGAAAGCGGUGCGAUUUACAUCAACGGCAAGACAGUCCCUUCAACGUCGACUGUGGUCAAGAACGGCGAUAUUAUCAGCCAUACCCUACAUCGACACGAGCCGCCUGUGACUUCGCGGCCGAUUGGAAUUGUACAUGAGGAUGAUGAUAUGAUCAUCAUCAACAAGCCGGCAGGCGUACCGGUCCAUCCCGCCGGACGGUACAACUACAACUCGGUGGUGGAGAUCAUGCGAGCAGAACGCGGACACCAGUGGAACCCGUUACCGUGUAACAGACUGGACAGGUUGACGAGUGGCGUCAUGUUCAUUGCGAAGCAUAAGAAGGCGGCUGAGAAGGUCACGGAGCAGUUGGUGGGCAGGACAAUACGGAAAGAAUACGUGGCGAGGGUGAAGGGAGAGUUCCCUGAAGGGGAUGUCGUCUGCGAGCAGCCCAUCCUACAAAUCUCGCCAAAGCUUGGCCUGAACAGAGUGCGGGCGAAUGGCAAGGAAGCAAGGACAGUGUUCAAGCGACUGGCAUACUACCCGCCGAAGAAUGGAAUUGGACACAGCUACAGCAUUGUACGAUGUCGACCACUUACUGGGCGGACACACCAGCUGCGCGUACAUCUCCAGUUCCUUGGACACCCGAUCUCGAACGACCCGAUCUACAGCAACCAAAAAGUCUUUGGACCGGAUCUGGGCAAGUCAUGUAGUACCGACGAAGACGACGAGGACAUCAUCAGCAGAUUGUCGAGGAUGGGCAAAGAUGAAGUCGCCGAAGCAGUAGCAUACCACGAUGAGAUGGUGGAUGAGUAUAAUCGCAAGAAGGCGGAGAAGCUGACGGGCGAGCUAUGUGAGGUGUGCAAGACGGAGCUGUAUAGCGAUCCUGGAGCGCAUGAGUUGGGGAUCUACCUCCAUGCGAGAAAGUAUGCGUGCGCGGAAGGGAAAUGGAGCUAUGAGACUGAGCUGCCGGAAUGGGCUUUGCCUCCGCCUGGAUACGAAGGGCCGAAGGAGACGACCACAGAGACAGAUCCGUUGGCGGUCGACGUCGAGAAGUUGGAUAUGAAUGGCAAGACGGAGGAGCAAGAGGGCAAGGAUGCGACGACCGCCACUAGCUGA
Lecanosticta acicola is the source of this 1491-nucleotide messenger RNA. The record is from the annotation of a GenBank genome assembly. NCBI's taxonomy places the organism in Eukaryota, Fungi, Ascomycota, Dothideomycetes, Mycosphaerellales, Mycosphaerellaceae.